Cyclopterus lumpus (lumpfish) is the source of this 921-nucleotide messenger RNA. RefSeq names its product germ cell-specific gene 1-like protein. Gene Ontology annotation, cellular component: plasma membrane. Bases 1 to 921 code for a protein of 306 amino acids. The transcript is spliced from 5 exons. The record is from RefSeq and is a predicted model, not a curated record. Lineage: Eukaryota; Metazoa; Chordata; Actinopteri; Perciformes; Cyclopteridae.
AUGAGGCUAGAGCGCGGGCGGCGGGCUUCCCUGGCGCUCACCCUCAACUUUGUGGCCUUCGCCUUUGCCUUAUCCGCGGUGUCCACCAACUACUGGUGCGAGGGCACCCGGAAGGUGCCCAAACCGUUCUGCACGGGCCCGCCGGUGAAGGCGAAGCAGUGGUUCUGCAUCCGCUUCAACAGCUCCAACAUCAACGACAGCCGCUUGGUGCAGUACAUCUUCGAGAGCGGCGAGGAGAAGUUCCUCCUGAGGAAGUUCCACACGGGAAUAUUCUUCUCGUGCGAGCAGGCCGCCGACAUGAACGGCUUCGACUGUCGAGACUUCUCAGAGAUCGCCCCAGAACACGAACGAGGGGUUUUGUGGUUGUGUAUCGUGGCCGAGAGUCUGUACCUCACCUUGCUCUUCGCCGGCGGCGCUCUGAUGAUGCUGGAGCAGUGUCCCUGCUUCAGCAUCAUGAACAAGCUGAAGCUCAGUGCCUUCGCCGCCUUGUGCACCGCCCUCUCAGGCCUUUGUGGGAUGGUGGCCCACAUGAUGUUCACCACCAUAUUCCAGCUGGCUGUCGCUAUGGGACCAGAAGACUGGAGGCCCAAGACCUGGGACUACAGCUGGUCUUAUGUCUUGGCGUGGGGCUCCUUUGGCACCUGCAUGGGCUCCGCGGUGACGGCGCUCAACAGGUACACGAAGACCAUCGUGGAGUUCAAAUACAAGCGGCGGAACAUCGCCAAGAGCCUGAUGAUCAAGCAGAAGAUGAUGGAGCGGGACCCCCCCGACCAGAUGUGGGACAUGUACCUGACCGCCGUCCCCGUCGGCGCCGAGGCUCGGCUAGAGCUGCCGGUCAACGGCCACAAACCCUCGACGGGGACCGCGUACGUGGUGGAAAUGGACGGCGAGCCGGAAUCACAGGGAGAGGCGUAUUGUUAA